Messenger RNA from Wasmannia auropunctata (little fire ant), 2962 nucleotides. It is a transcript of the gene mGluR, whose product is annotated as metabotropic glutamate receptor. Gene Ontology annotation, biological process: regulation of synaptic transmission, glutamatergic; G protein-coupled glutamate receptor signaling pathway. Bases 1 to 2820 code for a protein of 939 amino acids. The record is from RefSeq and is a predicted model, not a curated record. Gene Ontology annotation, cellular component: membrane. NCBI's taxonomy places the organism in Eukaryota, Metazoa, Arthropoda, Insecta, Hymenoptera, Formicidae. Gene Ontology annotation, molecular function: group II metabotropic glutamate receptor activity. The transcript has 8 exons.
AUGCGCCAGCGUGUGCCUUGGCCGUUGCUGCUCCUGACCCUGUCGCUGCAGCGUUUAACGAGCCUGUCGACGGUGCGGUCGAAGACGCACAGCGAGGCGGUGCUGAUAUCCGGCGACAUCGUGCUGGGCGGGCUGUUCCCGGUGCACGAGAAGGGCGGCGGGACCGCGUGCGGGCCCAGCAUCUACCACCGCGGCGUGCAGCGCCUCGAGGCGAUGCUGUUCGCCGUCGAUCAGAUCAAUCAGGAUCCGAACAUACUACCGGGCGUCACCCUGGGGGUGCACAUCCUCGACACGUGCGGCCGCGACACGUACGCGCUCAAUCAGAGCCUGCACUUCGUCCGCGCGUCCCUAUCCAACAUCGACAUCAGCGUGCUCGAGUGUGCGGACAAGUCGACGCCCAGGGUGAAGAGGACCGCGAGCGCCGGACCGAUCUUCGGCGUGAUCGGCGGCUCGUACAGCUCGGUGUCGUUGCAGGUGGCGAAUCUGUUGCGGCUCUUCCACAUACCCCAGAUAUCGCCGGCGUCCACGGCCAAGGCGCUCAGCGACAAGACCAGGUUCGACUACUUCGCGAGAACAGUACCGCCGGACACCUUCCAGUCGAUCGCGCUGGUCGACGUGGUGAAGAGCGCCAACUGGUCGUACGUCUCCACCGUGUACUCGGAGGGCAGCUACGGCGAGUACGGGAUCGAGGUGUUCACGCGCGAGGCCACCGAGCGUAACGUCUGCAUCGCCGCCGCGCUGAAGGUGCCCAGCGCCGCCGACGACAAGGUCUUCGAUGACAUCAUUCAGCGGCUGAGCAAGAAACCGAACGCCCGCGCGAUCGUCCUGUUCACCCGGGCGGAGGACGCCCGCGGCAUCCUCGAGGCCGCGAGACGGUCGAAUCUCAGCCAGCCGUUUCAGUGGCUGGCCAGCGACGGCUGGGGCCGACAGAGCAAGCUGGUCGAGGGCCUCGAGGAGGAGGCCGAGGGCGCCAUCACCGUCGAGCUGCAGUCGAGGAACAUCCCCGGCUUCGACACCUACAUGGAGUCGCUCACCCCGGAGAACAAUCGGCGUAAUCCGUGGUUCGGCGAGUACUGGGAGGAGGUGUUCGGCUGCACCCUGCAGCGCCGGAACGCGGCGGCGGAGCGCCUCGGCCCGCAGAUCUCCGGAUGGCGGAUGACCGGCGCCGGCGGCGGCGGCGGCGGCAGCGGCGGUGGCGGCAAUCAGAGUCUGGUCAGCAUCUGCUCGCCUGGGCUAAGGCUCAGCGCGGCGAGCGGCUACGAGCAGGAGUCCAAGGUGCAGUUCGUCGUGGACGCGGUCUACGCGUUCGCCCUCGCGCUCAAUAAGCUGCGCCGCGACCUCUGCGGGCGCGGCGAGGGCAUGUGCUCGUCAAUGGCCAACUACGACCGCGGCGCGUUCUAUAAGAAUUAUCUGCUGAACGUGUCCUUUGUAGACGCCGCCGGCAGCGAGGUGAAAUUCGACGAGCACGGAGACGGCCUGGCGCGAUACGAGAUCCUCAAUUUCCGCAAGGGGACGAACAACAACGGCGGGAACGGCUAUCAUUAUCGGGUGGUGGGCAAAUGGUACAACUCCCUGGACAUCCGCACGGAGGAGAUGGUGUGGGCGCACGGGACGAAGGACAUACCGAUCUCCGCGUGCUCGCUGCCCUGCGAGCCAGGUAUGAUAAAGAAGCAACAGGGUGACACUUGUUGCUGGGUGUGCGACCAGUGCGAGGCGUACGAGUUUGUCUACGACGAGUACACCUGCAUGGACUGCGGCCCGGGUUUCUGGCCGCACCCCGACAAACGGGGCUGCUAUCAGCUACCGGUCAAUCAUAUCAGGUGGAGCAGCGCCUUCGCCAUCGCGCCCGCGGUGAUAUCCGGCCUGGGCAUCGUGGCUACUCUGGCGGUGGCGUGCCUGCUCUUCCAGCACCGCGACACCCCGGUGGUGCGCGCCUCCGGGCGCGAGCUCACCGUGAUCCUGCUGGCGGGCGUGCUGGUGUGCUACCUCAACACCUUCGUGCUCCUCGCGACGCCGACCACGGCGAUCUGCGUCCUCCAGCGCUUCGGCGUCGGCGUGAGCUUCAGCGCCGUGUACGGCGCCCUGCUCACCAAGACCAACCGGAUCGCCAGGAUCUUCGACUCGGCCUCGAGAUCCGCCGUAAGACCGCGGUACAUCAGCCCCACGUCGCAGGUCUGCGUCGCGGCCGCGCUGAUCGCCUUCCAGGUGGUGCUGACGCUGGUCUGGAUGAUCAUCGAGCCGCCGGGUACCAGGUACUCGUACCCGGAUCGCCGUCAGGUGAUCCUAAAGUGCAACAUUCAGGACAUGAGCUUCCUGUUCUCCCAGCUGUACAACGCCCUGCUGAUCCUCAUCUCGACCGUGUACGCGGUGAAGACGCGCAAGAUCCCGGAGAACUUCAACGAGAGCAAGUUCAUCGGCUUCACCAUGUACACGACGUGCAUCAUCUGGCUCGCCUUCGUGCCGAUCUACUUCGGCACCGGGAACGUCCACGAGACUCAGAUCACGACCCUCUGCGUGGCGAUCAGCCUGAGCGCGUCCGUCACCCUGGUCUGCCUCUACUCGCCCAAGGUCUACAUCAUCGUCUUCCAGCCGGACAAGAAUAUACGCGGCAAGGUCUGCAUGGGCAGCACGUUCAAGAAGCAGGGCAGCAGCGCCGGCGCGUCCUCCAUGACGAAAUACACGGGCGAGUCGGCGAGCGAGAACGUGCCCAUGCAGGGCGCCCUGACCGCGGCGGUGCGGACGUCCGUGGGGGUCACCGAGAUCUCGCUGACGUCCAGCACCACCAGCAAGACCAAUAACGAGCAAGUGGCGCAGUUGUAGGCUUAAACAUCGUGUGACACUACUUGAUGCAAGAAACAGAGAUAAACAGAUAGAAAAAGAGAGACGCACACACGGCGGCGCAUCGUUGGAUGUGUCCGGAAAGAGAGAGAAUGAAAUUAAAUUAAAAUUGUGCUGGCAUUGA